Molecule: messenger RNA, 747 nt
Organism: Penicillium salamii
Lineage: Eukaryota; Fungi; Ascomycota; Eurotiomycetes; Eurotiales; Aspergillaceae
Source: the annotation of a GenBank genome assembly
AUGGCUCCAAACAAGAUUCGCAAACGCAAGCGAGUGCCCAAAUCGAAGCGUCGCAAACGCGAUGCCCGCUCUGCCACCAAGCCACUAGAAGAAGUCACCAAUGAGACCAAGCAGACCAAGCAGACCAAGCGCAAACCCCAAAAGAAAACAGUGCCAAUUCCCAUCUCUGACGAUCCCCUCGAAAAGAAUAUUCCCGAAAACACACCCAUGCCAGAAGGGUACAUUCUCGUCCCAAAAGGCGAUGUCUACAUCACCCGCCACUGUCGCAGCAAGACCAAAGACAAUGACCAAAUUGUCUACGUCGUAUAUAACCGGACUGGCAAACGCACCCUGGGCAUCCGCGUGCCAGAAGAAAUCCACACCACCGUGCUAGCCUCAGCAGCAGCAACCAAAGAGUCGCGUGCAAAUGCCGUGGAAUCACGAGAUAAGAAAGAUACCUCCAAGUCUCGCGCACUCCUUGAAGCCGAGUUCCCACUUAUGCCUGCAGAGACACUCCAGAUUAUCCUGGAACAUGCAUUCCUGAAAGGAUCUGGACGGGUUGGUCGGACGGGGAGGAUCAGCGAUGAGAAGAAAGUGCUUUUGGCUGUCGAGGCGCAUAUCCGCCAUGUGCAUACGCCUUAUGAGACGCUUUUGAAGGAUGGGGUUGGUAGGAUGAAGGCUAGGGAGAUGGUUAGGGGGAGUAUUUUGGCUGUGGAGCGGGCUUGGCAGGGACUGCUGGAGGAGAAGGAGGUUAUUGUACUUGAUUAG